This is a messenger RNA of Colletotrichum graminicola M1.001, 828 nucleotides long. Its product is annotated as peptidase M76 family protein. The record is from RefSeq and is a predicted model, not a curated record. Gene Ontology annotation, molecular function: metalloendopeptidase activity. Bases 1 to 828 code for a protein of 275 amino acids. The transcript has 2 exons. Gene Ontology annotation, cellular component: extrinsic component of mitochondrial inner membrane. Lineage: Eukaryota; Fungi; Ascomycota; Sordariomycetes; Glomerellales; Glomerellaceae. Gene Ontology annotation, biological process: mitochondrial proton-transporting ATP synthase complex assembly; mitochondrial protein processing.
AUGACGAUUCUUGACGAUAAACCGAUGCCUGCGGCGUCUCCCGAGGCCCCCUCGACGACGACGGCCGCCUCCUCAGCGGCAUCAGCAGCACCGAACACGCCUCAGCAACCGCCGCGCGAGCUUCGCAACGAUCCAGCCCGCACCGGCUUCGACCCGCAGACCAAGUGGUGGAUGAACUACUUCAAAGUCCUCACUGGAGGCAUGACCCCCGAGGGCCAGUUCCACUACCGCGAGGCCCGCUACCGCGCCAACGAGGAGCGCGACUGCAAGCGCUGCGAGGAGUACCGCGACUGGCUCCUCGCCUUUUCCCCGACCGUGCGCUUCCUCAACGACAAGAUCGCCGCCCUCAACGGCAACCUGGACUCGUCCAACAUCCUCUGCAGGCGGUGCCCUGCCCGGCUGACCGAAGACGGCGAGGUUCACCGCCAGUCCGGCGGCUUCAGCCCCGCGCACGGGAUCCUCAUCUGCGCCAACGAGGUGAGGGACCGGAAGCACCUCGAAGACACGCUGUCGCACGAGAUGGUGCACGCGUGGGACCACCUUCGGUGGAAGGUCGAUUGGAUGGGUGACUUGGACCUGAAGCAUGCGGCGUGUACAGAGAUCCGAGCAUCGAUGCUCAGCGGCGAGUGCAGGUGGACGAGGGAGGCCUUCACAAGAGGCAACUGGAGCCUGUCGCAGCAGUUCCAGGACUGCGUGCGGAAGCGCGCCAUCCAAUCCGUCCUCAACCGGCCGAGGUGCAAGGAUGACGUGCAGGCCACCAAGGUGGUGAACCAGGUCUGGGAGUCGUGCUUCAACGACACGCGGCCCUUUGACGAGGUUUACAGAUGA